CAAAUGAUGGGAUCGGAAGCGUGGGAGCUAGAACGAAGAUACUCAGUGCCUGGGGCAUUAGACACCAGAGGCUUAGAGCCUCCAGCCAGCGAGGACCUUCAUGCUUGGUCAAUCUACAGACAAAACUUGAAUUCUGAUUUUACGGAUUCAGCACUUGGAUCAGCAGAAAAAUCUCCUCUCCCAUAUGGAAAUUUUCAAUUGAGAGACUCCACAGUACAGAGUAUUCUCAGACAUCCAAGAUACGGGCCAAAAAGUCCCUUAGCCAGCAAUUCAUACACUUACCUAAAAUUUGGUCUUCCAAGGGUUCUUCCACCUAGUUCCAGAAAUAGAGAUGGCUCUAGUGGUUACGAUUCCAGUGAAGAAGGUCGUAGAAUAUCUCAUGCAGGAACUUCUGCACAUGGAACUUCUGCUAUGAGAUCUGCUAGGAGUGAUCCUGAUUUUAGACAUGUUCAUGCUGUUCCUAGAGAACAUGCACAUUCUCAGUUGACUGUUUCAAGGGAAAAUCCUAGAUUGAGAAGUGUCAGUGAAGCGAAUCUUCUUCACGGAAGUAGCAGAACGAAUAGAAGACAUAGUAUCGCACCUAUAGAUCCAGGAUAUGGGGUUCAUGAACUCAGAGGUCAUGGGAUCCUGGGUCCAGAGAGUUAUACAUUACCUCUAAGGCCAUGUCUUCAACAUCCUCAUCUUCAAUUACGAGGUGUAGAAGCUUCAGGAUCUGAUGGUUUGCCUCUUUUGCGAGGAAUUACUUUAGAAGCUGGAGCAACCGAAGUAUUAGCCAUUAUGGCUACUACAGAGAAAGAAGGAAAAUAUAUUGUGGAAACUAUUGCUGGACGAAAGAAAAUUAAAAGAGGAGAUAUUUUGCUAAAUGGAAGAUCUGUAUCUUUUAGAACUUUAAGAUCUCGAGUUGCUUAUUUGUCGACGGAAAAUAGUUUAAGUCCAGGUUUAACUGCCCAACAAACUUUGAGUUUUUAUAUGCUUCUUAGAGGAGGUCCAAAUACUUCUAAAUUAGAAGCCGACGCAAUUCUUCAGGAACUUGGUUUAGAAGCAACCAAGCAUUGUCUUGUGAAUUCAUUGACAACCUCCGAAGCAAGAAGGUUGGCUUUGGCGUGUCGUUUAUUACAAGAUUCACAUAUUCUUGCACUAGAUAGGCCAACACAUGGUUUGGACAUUUUCGACGCUUUCUUCCUCGUAGAAUAUUUGAGACAAUGGGCUAACAGAGGUCAAAGAUUAGUGGUAUUGACCUUACAUCCACCGACUUAUGAGAUACUGACGAUGGUAUCAAGAGUGGCACUUACGUCCGGUGGAAGAAUCAUGUAUUCCGGUCCCAGAAGGGAUAUGUUGCCAUAUUUUGCUCUUGCAGAAUUUCCUUGUCCCCCAUUUAAAAAUCCUUCUGACUAUUAUCUUGAUUUAGUAACACUCGAUGAUUUAUCUGCGGAAGCAAUGCUAGAAUCCUCCCAAAGAAUCGAUCAUCUAGCUGAGCUUGCAAGAACCAGGCUCCCAGCACUAAGUGAUCCUGGUCCACCUGGAGCACUUCCUCCUUCCAUUUCGAGUCCUAAUAUAUUUUCACAGAUUUACGCAUUACUUCUGAGGACUCUAAUCUAUAGUCAACCAUGGACAUUGACCAGAUUACUUAGAAAAAUAGUUAUUUCUGCCUCUUUAAGUAUUUUACUUGGUGCAAUAUUUUGGGAUGUAGCUGGGGAUUCAAAUUUAUAUCUUAGAGACCGAAUUGGUUUUCAUUAUGCCAGUUUAGGAAUCUUCUUCUGGCCUUUAACUUUAAUAGCUAUUUAUGAAAUAGCUGAUUACAGACCAAAUGUGGAAAGAGAUAUUAAAGAUGGCUUAUAUGGAAGAUUUGUGUGUAUUUUAAUAGAGCUGCUCUGUGGAAUACUUUCUUGGUGCAUAAUUUAUUUGAUCUAUUUGGCACCAGGUUAUGCUAUGUCUGGUCUUCACCUAAUACCAGAUGAAAAUCUAACUUCCUUAUGGAAUUAUCUUGGAGUUGGUUUACUUUAUUUAAUGUUACAACAUUUAAUCUGUAUAUUAUUUGCUCACAUUUGCAAAUGGACAUAUUUAGCUUCUUUGUUUUCUGGCAUUGUAAUUGGCGAGAUGACUUUAGCUGGAGGAGUGACCUUGCAUAUAGAGAAUUUGCCAAACUGGUAUCAAAAAAUUAGUCCAAUGCAAUGGACUCUGUCUUUGUUAUUACCUCCACUUCAUCAAGCAGAAGUCAUGAAUAAACUGACAAAUUGUAAACCAAAACAAAUUCAAAGGCAGGAUAUUAUAGUUCAAGCUGCUUGUGAACCACCUGAUGGUAUAUUGGCAUUGUAUGAAAUUGCACUGCAUAAGUUUAAUGUAAGAGGAGAACUAUGGCUAGGAAUAGGAAUAACUAUUGUCAGUAUCCUAAUUAUAUUAGUAUUCUUAUGUAUUAGAUAUACUACUCCUAAGAGACUUAGGAGUGCACCAAACAAGCCAUAAACAUAAAAUGCAAUAAUUUAAUGACUGAAUCAACAUCAUUCUCAAUUCAUAAAUAUAUUAUAUCUCUAUAUUUUUAUUAAUGUUAGUAGAAUAUUCUUAAUGUUAUAAUUUUAUAAGUACAAUAUAAUUUAGCUAUAGAUGAAAAAUAUGAUUAUUUACUUCAUCAUAAAAUAUAGGUACUUUAUCAUAUCAUGCUCAUAAGCUUUGAUAUGAUUUGUCUAUUAUCGUUAUUGCGAUUUUCUAAAGUAAUAGACUUCAGAAACUUGCAAAAUAGACUCAUUUACGAAAUUUCAAAGCUUGAUGAGCCGAUACAUUUUGCAGUCUCUUCUCCAAAUAUCUUAAAAUUAUCUAUUUUUUGUAAUGAUAUAUAAUCAAAUCAAUCAAUACAAAUGUUUUUAUGAAAUAAAAAAAAGAAUUAUUGAA
Molecule: messenger RNA, 2886 nt
Organism: Apis cerana (Asiatic honeybee)
Lineage: Eukaryota; Metazoa; Arthropoda; Insecta; Hymenoptera; Apidae
Product: ATP-binding cassette sub-family G member 5
Biological process (GO): transmembrane transport
Cellular component (GO): plasma membrane
Molecular function (GO): ATP hydrolysis activity; ATP binding; ABC-type transporter activity
Source: RefSeq, a predicted model, not a curated record